AUGCCCAAAUCCCGAAUGCGUCUCUUCGUGCUCGCCGCCUUCCUCGUUGUCGCCGUCAUCGUAUAUGUCAAGCGCGGAGCAGAGGAGACGCUCUCGUCAGAAUACUACACCAGAACACAGGAGGCCCUACAAGCAAAGGAGUACGCGGAAGCGGCCAAAGAGCGCGAUGCCGCCAACAUAGGCGAGCGAUUAAAAGCGGCCGAAGAGGCCGCGAAAAAGGCCGCCGACGACAAGAGCCAGCGGUACCUGGAAUCCGUCGAGGGGACGACCGAGGACGACAAGAGCGUCGCGGGGCGCGUGAAGCUCACGCAGCAGGGCGGGGACAAGAAGCUCGGGGUUGCGAAACAAGGGGGGCGGACGAGGGAGAAGGAUGCAUCCGAGUUGGAGCACGAGACGCUCGAGGACCAUGAGGUCGAGGUUGAGUUGAAUGCGAUUCUCAAGAAGAGUCCCGUGAUAAUCUUCUCCAAAUCCUAUUGCCCUUAUUCCAAGCGAGCCAAACAGCUCCUCCUCGAGACAUACAAGAUAUCCCCCGCCCCCUUCGUCGUCGAACUAGACCACCACCCCUUGGGCGCCAAACUCCAAGAUACCCUAGCGGAGAGCACGCACCGGAGGACGGUCCCGAACAUCCUCAUCAUGGGCCGCAGCAUCGGCGGCAGCGACGACAUCGCCGCGCUCCAUGAGGCUGGGAAGCUGGAAGAGACGAUUCGGACCAUGGGUGGGAGCCGCAUCACGGAGGUCAAGGUGGCUGCGGGUAAUGAUGCGGAGAAGAAGUCGGAACCGGCGGCGUUACGAUGA
Molecule: messenger RNA, 795 nt
Organism: Westerdykella ornata
Lineage: Eukaryota; Fungi; Ascomycota; Dothideomycetes; Pleosporales; Sporormiaceae
Product: glutaredoxin domain-containing protein
Exons: 2
Coding region: 1-795 (264 amino acids)
Biological process (GO): cellular response to oxidative stress
Cellular component (GO): cytoplasm; fungal-type vacuole; Golgi lumen
Molecular function (GO): glutathione disulfide oxidoreductase activity
Source: RefSeq, a predicted model, not a curated record